AUGCCUCUGCUGCUCGCACGACCAUGGCCAGUCCUGACGCGUGCUGUCGCCGCCGCCCUCGCUAGUCGCCGCCCGCCACGGCGCGCGUAUGCUGCGGUGCCACCGCCACCAUCGACAGCCACCGCCGCCCCCGAGGGACCAAAGCCAAAGACCAUCAGCGGCGCCAUAAUCAUACCCGCCUCUCUCAAAACUCAUUCCAUCAAGGCCUUGCCGUUGGAAGAUGCCCUCAGGAAAACUUUCACCGUCUUCUUUGUCACGCCGUCCUACGCACACUUUCUGCUCGACGACGACUCUUUCCUGCACGAUGCCCUUCUCCGCAUCUAUGGCGGCGUGACAGACGCGGCCGACCUCAGCAUACAUGCCCUUUGUGCUGUUGUGGAUAAAGUCCCAGCUCCCCGGCCGUGGAAAAGCCAUUCCUUCGAGGAUGAGGUAUCAUGGCGCAGGGUCCAGCCGCCCAUCGCUGGAGCAGGCUUCGAAGGCAUCGCCUACGUCUCUCUUCGACCCGGCGCUUCUGUUUCACCCUCCGGGUCGCUCUCUCCGUCAGAGAAUGGUGCUAUCGAUUUCAUCACAGCAGAUUACUUUUCUGACGGCGCAGCCCAUCUCGACACAUUGCGACUCCCCCUUGCAAAUACAGUCUUUCAGACAGGGACGCCAACGACCAUGUUUCAAUCCACCUGGCAGACGCACGGCACUCCAGGCAAAUUGACUCUACUCGCAAAGACCAACACAUCUCAUCACGCUAUUCGUCUAGAUCACACCCCUUACUCUCUGCACGAUACAUCUGCCCUCAACAUCCCUUUGUUUCCCCUCACCUUGCCUCGCGUUGUGGAAGGCUGCAUGGGCAACAUCAUCCGUCGUGUUUUGGACGCUGAUGGCAAUAGUGUUCAGGCAUCGUCAGAGCUGGAGGACGCGGUCCCAAGAUUUUUCGCGGCCAGGGGAAGGCCGUCACAGGCAACUGUUGCUUGGGCGCUAGUGAUUCCCAGUAGCCUAAAGGACAAAGUCAUUUCCAGGACCGAGGAACUCUUCUCGAAUCUACCCACGAAAGACGACGCCACUCCUACCGAGCCGGAGCAUGCUUGGGAACGUCUAUGGUGCAGCAGGCCACCGGCUUGGAAUACGCUCGUCUCCCAGGCAAUCUCAGAAGGCGCGCGUCUCCACCGUGUCCUAAGCGGAGGAGGUGGAUGGGGUAAGAAGGCAGGCCUGCUGUCCUUGGAUCCAGUACCGGUCUAUGGACCUCCCGAAUCAAUUGGUUCUGAUGCUGCAGCCGUCAGUGACGAUCCGAGCGAUUUUGAAUCCACUCUCACACCAGUCGUACGAGACGGUGACUCGAUUCAAUUCUUCAUUUUGCCAAAGGCUAUGCUUGACCAUGAGGCUCGCCAGUUUGACAAUUAUACCAGUGUCACAAGAUUGACAAGGAAGGGCAAGCUUUGGGGCUGGGAGCUAGGCACCGUCCCAAGCACAAUGGAUUCCAUUCCCGGAAAGUCAUGGCAGCACCAGACGGCUCGAAAAACUGCUUAUACUUUGUUCAAUAGUAGCUUUGGCGCCUUGACAGAAGGAGCCAUGACCCUAACACGUCGCUCUUGGACAAGACAGGGAGGCAUCAGCUCAGUGCAUACAACGAUGCUUGAUGUUCCUUUCUCCCGCUUCUGGACUGUCAAUUCAACUAAAAUGCGUGUAAAACAUCUCAAUCCUGAGCAAAAAGACAUGGACGGUGCCGGUAAGGACAAGGACGUAGGUGAGCCUGGUCCAGAGUAG
Molecule: messenger RNA, 1755 nt
Organism: Exserohilum turcica Et28A
Lineage: Eukaryota; Fungi; Ascomycota; Dothideomycetes; Pleosporales; Pleosporaceae
Exons: 2
Coding region: 1-1755 (584 amino acids)
Source: RefSeq, a predicted model, not a curated record